Messenger RNA from Musa acuminata AAA Group (dessert banana), 1228 nucleotides. Its product is annotated as transcription factor PCF2. The coding region runs from base 33 to 1025 and encodes 330 amino acids. Lineage: Eukaryota; Viridiplantae; Streptophyta; Magnoliopsida; Zingiberales; Musaceae. The record is from RefSeq and is a predicted model, not a curated record. Gene Ontology annotation, cellular component: nucleus. Gene Ontology annotation, molecular function: sequence-specific DNA binding; DNA-binding transcription factor activity. The transcript has a single exon.
UCGCCGCCCACACUGAGACUUGCGUUUUCGCCAUGGAUUCGUCGCCGAAGGGAGAGGACGACGACGGUGGCGUCCACGGAGCGAGCAGUGGAGGAAGAGGAGUCGACGGCUCCGCUGUUGGAAGCGUGGCCGUGACGUUACACCGGCGGAUCGCCCCGAAGCCGGAGCCCAUGGAGUUGCUGGGGAUAGGCGCGAUGCCGAUCCUGCGGCGACCCUCAGGGAGGACGAAGGACAGGCACACCAAAGUGGAGGGACGAGGGCGGCGCAUCCGAAUGCCGGCGGCGUGCGCCGCACGGAUCUUCCAGCUCACCCGCGAGCUUGGUCACAAGUCGGACGGGGAGACCAUCCGCUGGCUCCUGCAGCAUGCGGAGCCAGCGAUCAUCGCAGCUACGGGAACCGGCACCGUUCCGGCCAUCGCCACCGUGGUCGACGGCGCAAUCAAGAUCCCUACCGAAGCAGCCUCCUCCGCACCGCUGACCUCCACCUCCGGGGAGGAGUCCGCCGCAAAGAGGCGGAAGAAGCUCUCGCCAAUGCGAGCGACGGCGGGGGUCGCUGGCGGCAACACGGUCACGGCGUUCUACCCGGUUCAAGAUCCCAUGUCCAUGUCGACGGGACUGGCGCCGAUCGCUCCGACGGGAAUUGUGCCGAUGUGGGCGGUGAGAGGCGGCACCGCCGCUUCCAGCGUCGCGAGAGUGUUGCCACCGGGGGCGCUGUGGAUGCUGCCGCAGCCAACCGCAGCGGCUGAGCCGUCGGGUCAGGCGCAGAUAUGGGCGUUCCCGGCCGGAUCGCAGAUCAUCAAUCUCGCUGGACCGGACCCCGUGACGGCGGCGGCAGCCAUGUAUCCGAGCGCCAUGCCGGGCCUCGGCGUCGCCGUUGCUGCAGGCGGUAGCGUGCCGAGGAAGGGAGAACAAGCGGUUACUUUUACAGAGGGAAAGAAGCAGGAGCUACAACUGAUGGGAGGCGCCGGGGACGACGACGAUGACGAAGAGGAGGAGCCGCUGACGGAGUCGGAAGACGAAGAUUAGGCUUCUUCCUCUUCCUUUUUCCUAACUCUAUUUUCUUUUGUUAUUAUUAGGAGAGGGAGGGAACAAAAGAAGGUAGAAUUUGACAUAAAAUGCUUUUCUCUCUUUUUCUCUGCCUAACUUUCUGGGUAACAGGGAGGCGUGCACGUGCGCACGUUAGGGAUACUAUCUUUGAACUCUAAGCUAUUUUAGUCCCCCUUUUCUAA